AUGGCUCCACUGUCAGCAUCAAAGGCUAAGAGACAGCAAGAUAAGGAGGCUAAGGCUGCCGCCAAAGGACAAUCCACCACCAAGUCCUCAAAGUCUGGCACUGAUUCUACUGGGAUUACUGAUGGUAGCGAUGUAAAGAAGCUCUCCGUAGCUGCUGAUAGAUCCACUGCUGGUGUUCUCGUUUCUGAUCCAAAGGGACGUGACGUUAAGCUUGAUGGUUUCACUCUCUCUUUCCACGGACGUCUUCUCAUUGAAUCCGCUGAAGUUUCCCUCAACUACGGUCAACGUUAUGGUCUUCUUGGUGAAAACGGCUCCGGUAAAACUACCUUCCUGGAAGCAUUGGCAGAGCGUGAUAUCGAAAUCCCUGAGCACAUUGAUAUUCACUUGGUAGCAGGUGAGGCUGACCCUAGUGAUGUUAACGCUAUGGACUUCAUUAUCGCAUCCGCAAAGGAGAAGGUCGCACGUCUUGAGCAACAGAUCGAAGAUAUGUCCACUGAGGACAAUGUCGAUGAAUUGGCUUUGGAGUCAAAGAUGGAGGAACUUGAUGAACUUGACCCAUCAACUUUCGAAGCUAGAGCUGGUCUCAUUCUUACCGGUCUUGGUUUCUCUCUUCAAAUGAUGAACAAACCAACCAAGGAUAUGUCUGGUGGUUGGAGAAUGCGUGUUACUCUCGCCCGUGCUCUUUUCAUCAAACCUCACUUACUCUUGCUCGAUGAGCCAACUAACCACUUGGAUUUGGAAGCCGUCGUUUGGCUUGAAGCUUAUCUCUCUACUUACAACCACAUUCUUGUCAUCACUUCUCACUCUGCUGAUUUCAUGGACAGUGUCUGUACCAACAUCAUGGAUCUCACCAACAAGCGUAAACUCCAAUACUACGGUGGUAACUACUCCAUCUACUGCCGUACCAAGGCUGAAAAUGAAACAAACCAAAUGAAAGCAUACGCUAAGCAGCAAGAAGAAAUUCAGCACAUUAAGAAGUUCAUUGCUUCUGCUGGUACUUAUGCUAACUUGGUUAGACAAGCUAAGUCUAAGCAAAAGAUUAUCGAUAAGAUGGAGGCUGCUGGUUUAAUUGAACCUGUCUCUCAAGCAAGACCAUUGAGAUUCAACUUUGAAGACAUUAGAAAAUUACCACCACCAAUUAUUGCAUUCAAUGAUGUCGCAUUCUCUUACUCUGGUAAACCUGAAGACUACCUCUACAAAGAUCUCUCAUUCGGUAUUGAUAUGGACUCACGUAUCGCUAUCGUUGGUCAGAAUGGUACUGGUAAAUCUACUCUUUUAAACCUCAUCACUGGUCACCUCCAAUCUGUCGAUGGUACCGUGUCAAGACACGCAGGUUUGAAGCUUGGUAAAUACUCUCAACACUCUGCUGAUCAACUUCCAUACGACAAGACUCCUGUUGAACACUUGGAGGCAUCUUACAAGGAGAAAUUCCCUAACAAAGAUUAUCAAUUCUGGCGUUCUCAGCUUGGUAGAUUCGGUAUUUCAGGUGCACACCAAACAGCUCCAAUUGCUCACUUGUCUGAUGGUUUGAGAAACCGUGUCGUUUUCUCCAUGUUGGCUAUGGAUCAACCUCACAUUCUUCUCCUCGAUGAGCCUACUAACCACUUGGAUAUGGAAUCUAUCGAUGCUCUUGCACUUGCAGUCAAGGAAUUUGAAGGUGGUGUAGUUAUUGUCUCUCACGACUUCAGAUUGAUUUCUCAAGUCGCUGAAGAAUUAUGGGAAGUUAAGGAUCGCAAGAUCUACAACCUUUCUAAGUCCGAAAUUGACAUUCAACAAUACAAGUCUAUGCUUCAAAAGAAAUCUGAAGUUUCACUUGAGAAGGCUAAGCUUGGUGGUGCAGGUAAAACCAAGGCUUAG
This is a messenger RNA of Wallemia ichthyophaga EXF-994, 1857 nucleotides long. RefSeq lists its product as uncharacterized. The record is from RefSeq and is a predicted model, not a curated record. Gene Ontology annotation, molecular function: ATP binding; ATP hydrolysis activity. The transcript has 2 exons. The coding region runs from base 1 to 1857 and encodes 618 amino acids. Lineage: Eukaryota; Fungi; Basidiomycota; Wallemiomycetes; Wallemiales; Wallemiaceae.